ACACUGAUUAAUGCGUUCAAUCCUUAAACAUGACAAAAAGCUGUCCACCACUCCAAAACUCGUCGGAUAUUUUGCAAACAGUUGAUUUAUAUCAGCCAUGGUUACUUCGACAAACCCAUGACAAUCAGAAGUACCCUUGCGAAGACGAACGUCACGAUUGAUUAACAUAAAGUAUAAAGCACCGCAGCUUUCCUUAAAAGGUUGCAACAAUCGAAAAACGGACUGGAUUUUCGAGAAGCUAUUACAUAGGGAAACCUCCGAUCUAAACCGCAGAAUACAACAGUAUACGGUAUAGUAGACAUAGUCCGAGACGUGUUACAUGCACAUUGUCGAGCAGCGGGACCCCGUAUAAAUCCCACAAUUUUGCGCAUGCUACGUUUGUGAACGUUUUGUCGCCAUUUCUCGGUCAAUAGGACAGGCAGCUCGGUGAUGUCGCGUUCCUAUUUUUGAUGGACCUUGAAGGUGCAUUGUAAGCUAGAAUGUCUGUCGUUGGGGAUGUGCAGCUGUCAAAGUGUUGAUGAACGAGGUGCUGAUCAAUCCGAGCCAGUCUUAUAUUGCGAAACGGAACCAGGUUUGCUCCUCGGACAUUACAUCUUCGCAAAACGCAUUCGGCGGAAUGGUCGGUCGCUUUUGUCCUCCUCCGGGAGCACCUCCGAACAAGGGGAAUUUUCCGCACCGUUCGUCUAUGUAGUCAAAUCUGCUCUCACUGUCAACCAUUGGAUCCGAUCAGAGAUUUACCGAUCGCUGGAUCAUCGAAACUGAUCUAAGGGGUCCAGUCUUCGCAUUGGUUCACUCUGAUUGACUGUGACCGUGACACAUCGAGUUUUUGAUGAAAAAUCGAAGGUGGUCGAAGUUUCCACGAUGACGUGGAUUCGGAAAUUCUGUUUGAAGCAAUUACGUCACGCUGACGGGAUACUGACAUCACGGAGUGAGAAGCGCGAUCUUAUUUGUUUCGAGGCGCAGAAAACCAUGUCUGACCAAUCUUCUCCUUUGCCACGUCAUCUGCAAAGACACGACCAAUCGCAGAAGCGACUCGCCAUGAGCCGCUUCUGAUGGCCCAUCGAAAAUGGCCGCAUCGAUGGAUUUUCUCCGAAUACAAUUUUCACACAGACACACAAAUCAAACUAACGGUAAAGCGUCGAGCUUAUUCGUUACCCGGGUUCAAAACACAAGCUCCAGUUUUUAAUCUCCGACAGAUAUUCCUUACUGCUAGGUUGGUAGUGUAGACAGCACAGUGAAGUUAUGAAGUUUUCUUCAGCUGCCGCGACGACGGUAGGACUUUUGUUAAGUGGACAUGCGCCGAUGAUUUUCUCCUUCGUGACACCCCCUUCGCGCUUCGCAUCCGGCCAUCAAGCCAGUGGAUCCGAACGAUCUAUCAUCAGCCACUCUACGGAAUCUUCCAGUUCGUUGACGUCCCACAACACAAAUGACAGUCGUUCGAUCUCCAGCAAAAUGCAGUUUCCGCUCUUCAUGACGGCCACGUAUUCUGAAGCCGGCAAGAAAAAGACUUCCACAAUUUCGACGACAGGCUCUAACAGCAUGGUCUCCGAACAAGAGGAUAGCAAGCACGGCAUAGUCCCCUUCGGCGGUUCUGCGGCUCACGUGAAAACCCCCGACAAGCAAAUCUUGGGUGGCAAAGGCCUCGGCUUACAGGAAAUGAGUUACGUUGGCAUCGACGUGCCACCCGGCUUUACACUCACCACGCCUCUCUGUCAGGUCUUUCAAGAGAACGGCGACUUGCCUGAGGAAAUGUGGAGGCAAGUCGAAGCCGCAAUCCAGCGGGUUGAGCAAGACAUGGAUCGUAAAUUUGGAGAUCCCUCUUACCCACUUCUGUUCUCUUGUCGCUCGGGCGCGGCCAUUUCCAUGCCUGGUAUGAUGGACACCGUCCUCAAUGUGGGAUUGAACAAAGAAACCGUUGAAGGGCUCGCCAAGGCAACAGGUAACAAGCGUUUCGCUUACGACUCCUUUCGUCGUUUGCUAGACAUGUUUGGUGACGUUGUCCUUGGCAUUCCGCACGAAAGUUUUGAAGACAAGCUCAAAGGCUUGAAAGCUAAGGUUGGUGUACAGGACGAUAUUGAUUUGACGGCUGAGCACCUCAAAGAACUUUGCGACCUUUACGAAAAGGUUUACGACGAACACGGCAAGGAGUUUCCCCAUAAUCCGAUGGAUCAACUUAAGGCUUGUAUCAAGGCAGUCUUCGGGUCUUGGAAUUCAGGUCGAGCAAUCAAGUAUCGUGAAGUGCAAGGAAUAACUAGUUUACUAGGAACAGCCUGCAACAUUCAGACGAUGGUGUUUGGAAAUCUCGGACCGACUUCGGGGACGGGAGUCGCGUUUUCGCGCGACCCGGGCACCGGAAAGGCCGUGCUAAAUGGCGAGUACUUGGUCAACGCACAGGGUGAAGAUGUGGUAGCCGGUAUUCGUACGCCCGAACCAAUUUCCACAAUGGAAAAAGGAUUUCCCAAGGCCUAUGAACAAUUCAUUCGUAACGUGCAUACCCUCGAGCAGCAUUUCAAGGACAUGCAAGAUGUCGAAUUUACCGUCGAGAACGAAAGGCUGUGGAUGUUGCAGUGCCGCUCUGGUAAACGCACCGGACAAGCCGCACUGAAGAUUGCUUGCGAUCUGGUCGACGAAGGCAUUUGCACUCCGGAAGAAGCCUUGCUCAAGGUAGAGCCUGAUCACGUCAAGCAAGUACUGCACCCAACGUUCUCGGCCGAAGCCUUGGAGUCAGCUGUCUACAAGGAGAAUGUAGUGGCAGUUGGCCUUGCCGGUGGUCCCGGGGCUGCCGUUGGCAAAGUUGUCUUUUCUACGGAAACCGCCGAGGAAAUGACGAAGGAAGGUGUCAUACUGGUUCGUGAAACGACGUCGCCAGAAGAUGUCGGAGGAAUGUGGGCUUCUCGAGGUAUCGUCACCUGUCGUGGCGGAGUCACAUCUCAUGCGGCAGUUGUGGCUCGUGGGUGGGGUAAGCCCUGUGUUGUUGGUUGUGACGAUAUCGAUGUCGAUAUGAAGACCAAGACUAUGACAAUUAAGGAAACGGGCGAAGAGUUUAAGGAAGGAGACGUUAUCUCCAUCAACGGAAGCACGGGUGAAAUUGUUCGUGUCGCGAUCGAGACCACAGUCCCAGCUUUGGAAGGCGAGUUCGGCAAACUUUUGGGUUGGGCGGACGAGGUCCCUGACGUAUGCCGAGUCAUGGCGAAUGCCGAUUCUGGAGCUGACGCCCAGAAGGCUCGUGAUCUUGGGGCCCAAGGUAUCGGUCUCUGCCGUACCGAGCACAUGUUUUUUUCACCAAGUCGUCUUCCAGUUGUUCGACGGUGGAUCCUGCGGGACGAGGGUCUGGAACAGGUCCAAGAAUUCCAGCGGGAGGAUUUCCGCGAGAUUAUGCAUGUUAUGGACGGAAAGCCGGUCACUAUUCGUCUUUUGGAUCCACCUCUGCACGAAUUUUUGCCGCACUCGAGUGAGAUCAACGAGAAACUCUCGAAACAACUAGGCUAUGAUGAUAGCCAAGCGUUGGCCAGCGAUAUUGAAGCCAUGCACGAGGAGAAUCCAAUGUUGGGCUUGCGAGGAUGCCGUUUGGGGAUUGUUCGCGAAGGCCUAACCGCCAUGCAGACUGAGGCGAUUAUUCAUGCCGCGGCGGAUUUGAUUGAGAAGAACAAUGAUGCGAAGCCUUAUCCACGGAUUAUGGUGCCGCUGAUUGGGAGCGUCGCCGAGUUCAAGAAUCAAGCACUUCUAAUCAAGCGUACUGCAGAACGUGUCAAGAAAGAGCGUGGAAUUGACGUGCCUUACGAGAUUGGUACUAUGAUUGAAGUGCCACGGGCAGCGCUAGUUUCGGACCAGAUUGCAGGAGUGACCGAUCCGGAAGACGGAAAGCGACUCUGCGAGUUCUUUUCGUACGGAACCAAUGAUUUGACACAAAUGACAUUGGGAAUUUCACGGGACGAUGCCGGUGCUUUCCUUCAGGUAUACAAGGAUCUAGGCAUAAUGGAAGAAGACCCUUUCAAGUCAAUUGAUACUGAGGGUGUGGGUUUCUUGCUUCAUCUUUCGGCUGCUAAGGGUCGAAUGGUCAAUCCAGAGCUUUCGCUGUCCAUUUGUGGAGAGCAUGGUGGUGAUGCGGCCUCGAUUAAAUUUUUUGACAAGGUUGGUUUGGACUACGUUUCAUGCUCGCCUUUCCGUGUUCCGGUUGCCCGACUUGCUGCUGGACAAGCUUCGGUGAAGCGGCGCAAGGACGAAAUAGAGCCUAUGAGCCGCAAAGACCGUGUUGUCAAGACUUCGCCCAUGGCGUAAACGAGAGGAAUCAUGUUUUUUCGGAUGGUUGACAUGCAUUCGCGUUUGCUUUCUAGCAGAGAGCUUUAUGCAGUGGUUUGUGGUCGUCUAUAUUAUUGUAAAGAGAAUAACACUUCAGAUCACGCAUUUCG
This is a messenger RNA of Phaeodactylum tricornutum CCAP 1055/1, 4409 nucleotides long. RefSeq lists its product with no specific name. NCBI's taxonomy places the organism in Eukaryota, Bacillariophyta, Bacillariophyceae, Surirellales, Neidiaceae. Gene Ontology annotation, molecular function: ATP binding; kinase activity; pyruvate, phosphate dikinase activity. The record is from RefSeq and is a predicted model, not a curated record. Gene Ontology annotation, biological process: phosphorylation; pyruvate metabolic process. The coding region runs from base 1243 to 4278 and encodes 1011 amino acids. The transcript has 2 exons.